UAUAAAUAUAGUACUACUUUCAUAUUUUUGGAGGAAAGGGUUCAUCUUCCUUACCCUAGAGCCGCCCUGCAUUUUCUCUAGCGCUACUGAAGAAAAAUCUCUGCUAACAAUUACAACAAAGUUCCAUUAUUUUUGCAAUGACUUUGCUGGAACUUAUCACUAAACCUUCGACUGAAAAUUCUCCGACAACUUCCGAUGUAGGAAAUUACUCUAUUGUCCUCAACUCCGAAGCACUUCUUCAUCAACUCAAACUGGAAAAGGACCAAAACGACGACGUUUCGUUACUCCAGCGCGGAACUGGAUGGAAACUAUUAUCAACUGACGUUGAAGUAAUCGAAUUAGGUCAAAAUUUCAUCAAAAAUUUGAAGAAGAAAAUGAAGAACCCGAACACUUUCAAUAAAGAUGAGUUCUUCGAGCUGUUUGGUUCUUAUUUGAAUGAAAUUUGGGAGAAAUUGUGGGGUGCAGUUCUUGGUGAUGGUUUGGAUGAGGGUAAUAUCGUAAAAAUGAUCGAAAAGUUGGGGAAUUAUAUGGGUAGAGAUGUUAAGGGUUUGGUUAUGGAGGCUUGUGUUGUUUUGGAGACAUGGGAGGUAUUAGGGAGUUUGAUUGUUAAUGGUCUCGUUGAACAUUCGGGUUUAUCGAGUUUGAUAAAUAAUUUAAUUGAGAAAAAGCAAUCUUGGUUGGUUGUUUUGUGUGUAAAACAUGUUAUAGAUAUUCAAACUUAUGAUAUGAUGUGUGUGUUGAAGUAUUUUCUUUCGAUUCCGAGGGAUGAGGAUGAUGGUAGUUUGGUUAAUGUGAGGAAGGAAUGGGAGAGUCAAGCAAUGUCUGCUAUUGAGAAGGCGAUGGAUUUGAGCCUAGGUCCGAUUAGGAUGGAGAUAGCUAGGGAUGCUUCGUUGUUGCUUAUGUUAGCUCAUGAUGGUUUUUCGGUUUAUGAAAUGUGUUUGCAUUAUUUGCUUGCGUCUAGGAAUGUUGAUGAGGUGAUUUUGGGUGCUUGUAUUAGUAAAUUAAGUGGUUCGGAGAUAAUGAUUUUGAUUCGGUAUUUGAAGAAGUGGUUGAAUAAAUAUGAGAGGUUUCCUCAAGUGUGUCCCUGUCCAAAGGCACCAUUUGAAUUGGGGUUGAAGGCUUGUGAAUGGGUUCCUUCACUCGAAGAUGUAGUCAAGUGUCUUGGUUUGGUUGUUGAUGAGCAUUUCUUGUCGUUGGUUUUACAUCAAGAGUUUCAUGAGGAAUUGAAAUCUUUAAAUGAAGUUGUGAAUUCCUUAACUGGUGAAGCAAAAGUAUGUGGCAUCUUGUCAAAUUUGACUGAGACAUUGAAAAGCAGACACAGAGGAUAGUUGGGCACGCAGCACGAGGUUGGUAUCUCCUGGUUUUCAGUUUAUGCAGUUGGAGAGUGACAAUAUCAAUGGCGUCACAUUGUACUGGACUAAUGGGUGAAUGAGAACUAUGGUAUUGAUUGCAUUUGAAAGAGUGUACUGAUUUAGAGCUUUUCAUUCUCUUGGCUUUACAACACGAGGCACAGAGAAAGAAUGCAGAUGAGGGGUAUACGUUAAGAAUGUUUUUGCAGGUCUAGCAAGUCCAUGUUUUUUUGUACUAAGCUAGUUAAGCCUCUGGCGAGUGUAUCACUCUAUUUAUUAGAUUAUGACUCUCUGGAUAUUCUUGAUUACAUUAGAAACAAUUUUGAAAAAACUAAAUUUUGAGAUGCAUGUCUCGCAGUUGACAAUACUAGUGACAAAUUGUAAUCUAGUUUUUGGAAAACAUUUUUGUAGCUUUUUAA
This is a messenger RNA of Capsicum annuum, 1768 nucleotides long. RefSeq lists its product as uncharacterized. The coding region runs from base 138 to 1328 and encodes 396 amino acids. Lineage: Eukaryota; Viridiplantae; Streptophyta; Magnoliopsida; Solanales; Solanaceae. The record is from RefSeq and is a predicted model, not a curated record. The transcript has 2 exons.